Pseudophryne corroboree (corroboree frog) is the source of this 10310-nucleotide messenger RNA. It is a transcript of the gene FLT1, whose product is annotated as fms related receptor tyrosine kinase 1. The record is from RefSeq and is a predicted model, not a curated record. Gene Ontology annotation, molecular function: vascular endothelial growth factor receptor activity; ATP binding. Gene Ontology annotation, biological process: vascular endothelial growth factor receptor signaling pathway; protein phosphorylation. Bases 241 to 2286 code for a protein of 681 amino acids. The transcript has 13 exons. NCBI's taxonomy places the organism in Eukaryota, Metazoa, Chordata, Amphibia, Anura, Myobatrachidae. Gene Ontology annotation, cellular component: plasma membrane.
UUUGUCCCUGUCCUCCAGGAUAUUCCUUCCCACUCUGCAGCAGCAGCUGAGGACACACUGGUCUGCACAAGCCAUUCUGUGGGUGGCUGGUGAGGAGAGAGGAGCUGGCAGUGCCCUGGUGGUACAGGAUACACUUUCAUCACUCACAGCCUGGGUACCAGAGGGGGCACACUCUGAUUGGAGAGGCUUCACCACAUCAGUUUCUGGGAUCUAGGGCAGAGCUAGGGUUGGCAGAUAGAGAUGUUAAGCUGUGUCACUGUUGCAAUGCUGUGCCUGCUGUUUGGAUGUCUGAUGCUGACAGGUCACAGUUCCGGUUCCAAGUUAAAAGCACCUGUUCUAAAUAUAAAAGGGAAAGAGAUAGUUGUACAAGCAGGCCAGCCAAUUCAUCUUGCAUGCAAAGGAGACCUAAAACUUUCCUGGACACUCCCGGCCACCUCAGGGAACGACAGUACCAGGCUCCAGAUUACAGAGAACUCGUGUCAGGGAAGCCUCAAGUCCAUCUGCCAUAGAAAUUUAACGUUGCACAAAGCUCAGCUCACGGACACUGGAUCUUAUAGUUGCCAGUACGAAUACUUUACCUCAUCCAAGGAACUAACAAGGACUGUCUAUAUAUUUAUUACAGAGGAGAACAGUGCGUUUGUGGAAAUGCAUAACUUGGAACCCAAAAUGAUCCCAAUAACAGAGGGAGAUAAGCUGGUGAUCCCUUGUCGGGUCACAUCACCAAAUAUCACUGUCACUUUAAAAGAGACCAACAAUGUACUUUCCAAACCUGGUGACAAGAACAUUGUGUGGAAUAGUAAAAAAGGUUUCACCAUCCGAAAACCAACCUACAAGUUCUUUGGACUGUUAAGCUGCGAGGCUACGGUGAAUGGGGUUGUGCACUCUACAAAAUAUUUCACCAUCAGUCACUCCCCUACAAUCUACAGUGUGCAGCUUAAUGUUUCCCGUGCCAUCAGCCAGCUGCGUGGCAGUAUGCUGUCCAUUAAUUGCACUGUUACCACUGCCCUGAAUUCAAGAGCUGAGGUGCAAUGGACCUACCCUGGACUGAAAUUUGGCAAAAUUGCUUCCAUAAUGAAGAGAAUAUUUAUUUCCAACUCGAGGGCCGUGGUGCACAGCACGCUGGUGAUCCAAGAGCUACAGAAUAUCGACCAAGGGCUGUACACCUGCACGGCCAAGAAUGGCCCAUUAACCAAAACGAGAAAUACUACACUUCGCAUUCAUGCUGUUCCAUUCAUUAUUGUUAAACCUCGAAAGACGGGUGUAUUAGAAGCUGUAGUUGGCCAGAAGUCUUAUCGGAUUGCAGUAAAAGUGAGAGCGUUUCCUACCCCAGAAAUUACAUGGUGGAAGAAUAACUUAUUGGCAGCAGACAAAUGUGCACGGUACAUAAUACACAACAAUAUCCUAACUAUUAAGGAUGUUGCAGAAGAAGAUGCAGGAACAUACACAGUGGUUCUGCGACUAAAACAAUGGAAUGUUAAGGCAAAUCUGUCCAUGACUCUGAAAGUUAAUGUAAAACCCAAGAUUUAUGAGAAAUUUAUAUCUAUCCAAGAACCACAACCAUAUCCAGUGGGCAGCAGGCAAACUCUGACAUGUACAGUGUAUGGCGUUCCAUCACCUAGUAUAACCUGGAACUGGCAGCCAUGUUUGCACUCUAAAGCAAAGUGUGAUUUCCACCCAGCCCAUUCUUUUCCUGUAAUCGUGGGGAAAAACAGUAGCAGCCAUAGCAAUAAGAUUUACAGUAUCACAGAACGCACGCGUAUGAUCGAGGGAAGGAACAAGACUGUGGGGAUACUUGUUGUAGAUGAUUCCUCAACAUCCGGCAUUUAUACCUGUGUUGCCUCCAAUUCAAUAGGAAGCGAGAGAAGGGAAAUACGCUUCUAUGUAACUGAUGUACCAAAUGGAUUUCACAUAGACAUGGACAAGGUGCCGAAGGAAGGUGAAAACAUGACGUUAACUUGUUCCAUUAACAAAUUCCUUUACACAAACAUCAGCUGGAUUCUACGCAGGAGAGUCGGGAAUCGAACAGUUAACCACCGCAUCAGCAAACAGAGAAAUGCAAUCACGACGGAAUACUCCACCAUCCUGACAGCUGUUGUCCAGAAUGCCACACGGUCUGAUUCCGGGAUCUAUGAGUGUAGAGCGAUGAACACUUACACUGGAGACAUCAUUUCUAAAAGCAAAGAAAUUACUGUCAACGGCGAGCGAUGCAACACAAAAUCAGACCUUUCACGGACCUCUAAACAGAGAAGAAGAAAUUGUGCAACAGAAAGUAGUGUAACGCAAUAAAAUGACUCCAGCAUUCUAAAAGUUUGUAGUUAAAAAUCAAAGGUACUGCAUACGCUUCCUUGAAGGAUUGGAGGGUUGGCUGCGGAUGUAUGAAGUAGUGGCGAUCAGCCAGUGCAAGCUACAUUCUUACACUUCACUGCUCUUUUGGAAGCUGAUAAUCUUCCCGAGAUAAACCAGUCCAUAGAUGGAAGAUAAUGUUACAAAGAUUGAUCUAAACAUGUGCUCCAACAUUACACAUGUGCUCCAACAUUACACAUGUGCUCCAACAUUAAAAGUACACAAGCUUAUGAGUGAAUAUAGCACUGGGAAACGUAGCAUUUUAAUUAAUCUAGUUGUAUUUUUGCAUCUAGAUUAGAUCAGAUCAGACCUAUUGGACAUAUGUUUAAAGGGUAAAGUUAUUUUUUAUGAUACAGUACGUCUCAUGUCUGAACACAGGCAGAAUUUCUACAAGAUAAGACGAAAUCUAAAUCCCUAUUUGAACAACUUUUGGUCCACUGCUCAAGUUUGAAAUAACUAGGGGAAGCAAUAUUUGCUUUCAACUAUUUACUGAGAAUGAGCAAAGUUAUGUCGAAGUACAAAACUAGUGAAAGAAUGAACAUUGAUCUCAUCUGAAAUAUUACAUUUGAAAUGACAUAAACUUGGUUUCCACGUGAAUUAACAUAUAACAUUUAUUCUUUCCUUGGCAGCUAUAAUGCACCUUAUUAAUUGAGCUGCUAUAGUAAAGUGUCAGGGCAGAGAGGACCUGCCAGGAUUUGCACGGCAUGCAUCUAUUUCUAUACGGUAGAGGGGAGGGAAAGUGAAUGACUAGGAAACCAUUGCAGUAUUAUUGGACACUUGGAACCCUUUGUUCAGGUAAUGAUUGCAAAUACAGUUAGGAUGGUUUUUCCUCUAUAUGUAUUUUUCACGGGUGUUUUAGCGGGAUGCGGUCAAUAUGCCGGGUCAUACUGAACCCGUUUUAGCAUUUCUAUGCAGCUACAGCUGUACAGUGGAAGAAUAUCAAGCAGCUGAGAGGGGUCUGUAGUGAGAAGUCCAGGCUGCAUUCAUUCAUUUCAAAAAUAAAAAACAUUUUCUUGAUGCAAGUGUAUAUAUGAAUGAUCCCUUAUUAGUAGACAUAUUAGAGCUUACACAUUACAAUGGGGACAGAUGUAUUAAGCCUGUAGAAGUGAUAAAGUAGUGAUACAGUAAGUGCAAGGUGAUAACGCACCAGCCAAUCAGCUCCAAUAUGUAAAUUACCAGUUAGGAGCUUAUUGGGUGGUGCGUUAUCAUCUUCCAUUUAUCACUGCUUUAUCACUUCUCCGGGAUUAAUACAUCUGCCCCAAUGUCUCUCUCUAGGGCUCACAUAUCACAUACAAAUGUUUGUGGUAGCUUCUGUAGAGGAGAGGUGCUGAGCUAGGCUCACCCCCGUCAGGCAGUAUUACAUUGAUUGUGAACUUUAAAUGACUGUGGUGUAAUGAAGGUAUUUUUCAUAUUUCUUUGUAAAGCAAGUUCCUAUUAAAUUAAUUUUGUACAAAGAUAUUUAAGGCAACAUGUAGGAUUCUGAAAUCAGCCUUUUAACCCAUGUUUGCAUAAUGAAGCAUAUAAUACAAUGCACAUCUAUACUAAGUAGAGAUAUAAGAGUGGAUUCACUCUCAAAUCUAUUUAAAAUAUAAAUCUUUACAAUUUCUAAUAGGGUAUUGGGCAGUGCCAGACUAACAGCAAGGCAUUGGGGAGGUUGCAUAUCAUGUUGAAAAUUUUAUCGAUUGGGCACCAGGGCCUGUAUAUAACACUGACAAUUUUAUCAGGAUGUAGUUGGAAUCCUGGCGAUUGGAAUCCUGGCGGUCGGAAUCCUGACUGUCAAAAUACCGAUACCGGAAUCCCGACCGCCAGAAUGCCGGCAGCGCUGCCACAGCUAUUCCCACUCCUGGGUGUCCACGACACCCAUGGAGUGGUAAUAGAACCUGUGGCGAGCAAAGUGAGCCACGGAGCCCGCAGUGUGUCGAGCGUAGCGAGCCCGUAAGGGACAUCGUUCUGCUCGCCCCCCUGCCAGCAUUCUGACGGUUGGGAUUCCGGCGUCGGUAUCUUGACCGCCGGGAUUCCAACCGCCGGGAUCCCGUACCCAACCCAUUUUUAUCAGUAGGGCCCCCAAAACCUUAAUCCAAAUCUGAUAUUGGGAAGACGUGUAUUGAUAAUGAACUUUCAUUCAUCAAUAAAUACAGCGGGAUACAAAGCUUUUCUUUUGCAUUGCCCGGAGUGCUCCUACAAAAUGCAUUUUCCUGUUGAAAGUAUAAAAUGCCUGAAGUUAAAAGCAUAGGACGACACCCGAUCUUCCUGCUCUGAUCAGGCGCAAUAUUAAGUGGUUUUGUGGAGUUUUUCUACCACUUUCUCAUUUUGCAAAAUGCAAUCACAUUUUUGAACUGAUUCACAAAUCUGCCCCGCACAUGUAAGAAAUACCCUUGCUCCACCCAACUCUUCUCAUUGGCAAACUUCUGCCGCUCCUAGAAUGCUGCCAUCAUGCUCUGCAAAUCCAUGCAGUUUGGCAGAAAGCCGCACACAGAAAAGAAUUGAGGUGUGUGACAUCAGGGAAAUGUAUUUUAAACUGAGCCUUAGUUACUCUGUGUUGUAAAUGAAGACCAUACAUGGUGCAGUGCUUCUGGUUGUUUUGGAAUCUUUUGAGGUGCUCUAGAUUUUUUUGUGCGGCCUGGUUUGUUAAACUGAGCAUGACUCCUGUCUUGCUAAGCAGUGUUUCAAUACUGCAAGUAAUUAAUUCAAUACUGAAAACCUGUUCAUCAUAGCCAUUAUGUAGCGGACAAAAAUGUUAUAUAUUCAGUCUUAGAAUAUAAACUAUACAUCUUAAAUCUCAACCAUCCUCUGUAACAGGUAUACUGUAUAUUUAGUAGUCAAAGCUAUAUAUUUAUAUCACAUAUAAAAGCUAUAGUAUAAUUAUUUUCUAGAAAUAAUUUGCCACAGAGAUAGUCUGAAAAGUUUUAAAACUGAAGUUUAGAUGGACUUAGACUCUACAUGGAGAAGAGUCGUAAUGUGGGUGGAGGCAGUUAUUAUGUAGGCUGAACCAAUCAUCAGCCUAUAAAUUUAAUAGGUUACAAUCUAAUAAAUAUUGGUUUGGGGCACAAAAUUGUUGGCUCUUACUGGCUUAAAAGGCAGAAUGUGCAGGAGACACCCAUAUUUUAGGGAGCCCUUCUUGACUCUUGGGAAUGCAAGGGACUCUUCCAGAUCUUGCCCCCUUUCCAAGUGAAGUGGGCAUAGCCCGAUUAUGCAAAUUGUAUCACAACAUCCUCCCCACACUUGCCACUUGGCCUCCCCUCCGGUAUCUUCCAGGGGAGUUUGCCUCCUGUAUGUAUGUAGUUAUACUUUGGGGUUGAGGUAUCAAAGCAAAAUAGGGCAGGUAGAGAAGCUGCUGGUAGCAACCAGAUUCUAGCUAUGAUUUUAUAGAAUGUACUAGAUAAAAGCUAGCUAGAAUCUGAUUGGUGGCAAUGGGCAAAGUCUACAGUUGUCCUAUUUAGAAGGAUUGAUACAUCUCCCCAUUAAUCUGUAAAGCAAGAAACAGAUAAGCGGGUAUGAUAGUUUUUGAUUAUAUUAGCCUUCAUAAAAAAUUACCCUUAAGCAAUUUUCAUAAACAUGCCCAUGAAGCUUAUAGAUAAUUUUAGAUAGUUAAGUUUGUCUAUAUAUGUAAAUAAAACAUUUGUGUUUUUUUGUGUUUUAUUGCAGCAAUUACUGAAAGCUUGCAUUAUUAUUGUACUGUAAAAAGACAACAAAUAUUUAAAAAAAUUCUAUACUUUUGUAUGCGUUGAACAAUUGUACAUAAUUUGUCUUUUAAUAUGUUAAUAUAAAUUUGAGUGAAAAAUAAAUAAUUGGAAGGAUUGCACUGACAAACGUGCUGUAGACAAUGUGUGAAAUAUGCUGUUUAAUGUCAUAGGGCUGGGGUGGCCAAACGGGAUGUAGUUGGAAUCCUGGUGGUCGGAAUCCCGACAGUCAAAAUACCGACGCCGGAAUCCCGACCGCCAGAAUACCAGCAGUGCCGCCAUAGCUAUUGCCACUCCUGGGUGUCCACAGCGAGCACAGCGAUCCCACAAGGGGCUUCGUACCGCUCGCCCCCUGCCAGCAUUCUAACAGUCGGGAUUCCGGUGUCUGUAUUUUGACCAUUGAGAUUCCGACAGCCGGGAUUCCGUACCCAACCCGGCCAAACUGCUCCUUGAGAUCUAUCAACAGUCUAUAUUUUCCAGACCACUUGUGGAUCUGUAGAAUGUGUUGGUUAGGAACACUAUGGGGGGAAUUCAAAUUUUGAAAACUCAGUUGGGUGUCCUUUUUUUCCUGUCUAUUAGAUAGGAAAAAACAGACACCCAACUGACUUUUCAAACAAUUAUAUGUUUGAAAGUGUGACAGUUACUAAUGACUACACCUGUGCACCUGCUAGGUGGUCUGGAAAACGUAAACUGUUGGUAGAUCUUGAGGACCGGUUUGGCCAGCCCUGUAAUAGGGAGUGAGGCAAACUCAUAUGGCCCCAGUGAAGUUAUUAAGUCAGAUCCAGCAUCUCUAUUUCACCUUGGCUUGGAUACUGUAACGUUAGAUAUCAGCAACCUUAAUCUUUUCUUAUUGUAGACUAUGAUAGAUAGCCACUGCUGCUGCAUGGCCACUGGGAAUGUCAGUCACUGGUGCUGCUGUUUGCCCAGAAUUUAAUAUUGGGGAGUUUUACCUCUGAUGUUAAUAUUUAAUUCUGGUAUUCUAUAAGCUCUAUAGCUCCAGUGGUACCAUACAAGACCCAGUCACCUUUCAGCAUAUCUACUGAAUAUUUAAAUGGUCUUUACCACUUAAGAUAAUAAAUGAGACUUGUUUUACUUGGAUGCUUGCAAUGCUAGAACCAACAUGCAAUUGGAUGCCUCCUUUCCUAGAAAACAAACAAACAAAAAAUUCCAGCCCUUCUAUCACUAUUAAUAACAUUGGCACAAAUUCUCAGUUUAAGUGAUCAGGUGGCAAUCUAAACUAUAGUCAGACACCUCAAAAAAAUGUUUGCUUGUAGCAGUAGAACAUUUCCAUGGCCAAUCAGAAGAACAUUCACAUGGCUUAAAAGACCAUUACAGUCAAGCCAUUAGAACCUUCCUGCAGCCAAUCAAGCUCUUAAAAUGUUCAUACUACCAAUCAGACCAUGAGAACAUUCACAGAGACAAUCAGAGCAGGCCACCAUACAUCAGCAAUCACAAAAAAUAAAAAAACACAGAUUCUGUGCUUUUUCUCUAAUUUAAAGAUUCCCCAAUCCACCAAUCUGCACCCACACGUUAAACUGAGCAUACACUAUACAAUUACCUGACAGACCAAUAAUUGUAGCAUGUAUGUGGGAGACUGAUCCAAAAAUAUCGAUCAGUUGGGCAUCCCUACCGUAGCCAACCGAUAGACAUUUCCCCUGUUCCUUCACAUGAGAAGAAACAGGGAAAUGGCUCUCGCCUGAGAAAGCAGAGCACCGGUAUUGUGGCCAAUACACUGUGAGAGAUCUCACAGUAUAUGUCCAGAAUAUCUGCAGUGUCCAAGGCUGCCAGAUAAAAUGCCUGUCAGUCUGACAGGCCUUUUAUCUGUACGUGUAUGCCCAGCAUUAGAAUGAAAAUUUGGUAAUGUAUGGGAGCAAAUGACAACUGACCACUUGCUUCCAAACUCUGGAAAAUGGAUAAAUACUGUUGUUCAGACAAAUUAGUUAAAUUCGUGAUUUAACCACUGUGUCUGAAAGACCAUUUUUGGCUGUUUUCCAGCUGGAUACACACUAUAAUAUUAUCUGUCCAAUAUGUCUGGUUGGCAUCAAAAUCUGGUAAUAUAUGGGAGCAAAUGACAAUUGACCAUUUGCUCCCAAACACUGGAAAACAAACAAAAAUGGGCAUUUAGACAAAUUGAUUAAAUCCAUUUGAUUUAUCUAAGUUAUCCGAACAAUCUUUUUUGUCCAUUUUCCGGCUUUUGAGAGCAAAUGGUUGAUUGUUAUUUGCUCACAGGCAUUACCAGAUUUUCAUGCCAACCAGAUAGAUUGGACAGAUAAUCUUAAAGUGUGUAUCCAGUUUGGGAGCAUAUAUUUGAUUGUCAUAUGUUCCCAUACAUUACCAGAUUUUCAUUCCAACCAGCCCAAUUGGACAUAUGGUCUACCAGAUAAUUGUAUAGUGCAAGUCCAGCGUUACAGAUAUUUUUCAGUGAUUUACCGAUAAUUUUCAGCAAAUACAGAUCUGCCAAUCUUGAAAGGCUCAUCAUUUUACUAGCAAUGGUCUGCAAAUCUGUUAACUGUUACCAUACACUCACAAUCGACAUCCCCAAUUGAUCUGUGAAAUGAAACAUGUUGACACCUAAAUUACCAAUUUCAAUUGAUUUUUGGUCUGAAUCUGCAAUUUGUGAACCCCAUAUACAGUAUUGCAGAUUUGUUUUCACAAUCAUCUGCAAAACACCAAAUUGCCCUAAUUGAUUGCUGAUAUAUGGGGGUCAGAACCUUCAGACUAUCAAUCAGAUUACCAGAAUCUGUUCAUAACCAAUUAGACCAUAAUCAAACCCUUAGAUUCUUCACAUUGGCAAUCAGAAAUUAGCUAGCAAGAAGAGAAUCGGCAUCAAAAUGCACUGGGUGAGAUCACGAACAUGUGUGUAAAUAGUGUAGCCCAUUACCACUUAACCAUAUCAUAUUUUUUUUUUGCUACAGCAAUGAUUUAUAGUGGAUUGAGAGAGCAGAUGACAACAGUAUACUGAUAUCAAAGUGAUUUUCAAAGUGGCACAUCUCCUUCCAGUGUGCUAUGACUUUUAGACUGAGUGAACCACGGGUAAAUCUAUAAAUACUCCAUACGUAGCUUGUUUUCAGAUUGAUUUAGUUAAGGCAGUAAUCCAAAGUAAACAAGUCCUUAAAUAGAAUAUUUGUGGAAAGGGGACAGGAAGAAAGGGAUUGACAGAAAACAGAAACAGUGUAGACACACAAGAUGGAAUUCUUCAGAAAUCUGUAGACUUGGGAGGGGGUGACUUAAAGUUUUUACAAUUUAAUAAACUAAACUACUUAUCAUCAAGCUCUAAAAACGUGCAGAAAAAGCUGAAAUCAUGAAUAUGGUGCACGUACAUACUUAUUUUGUGUUGUAACAGAAAGACCCUGUUGUGUAGCCAAUCAGUUCACUGUUUUACAAAGCUUCUACCACUAACAUCAAAGGUUUUUUGUAUCAAAAAAGAAAGGCGACACCCAGAAUUUGUGUAAAAAAAAUUCUGGAAACCUGUUAUAUUUUAUUAAUUAUAGUAAAAUAUAUGGAUACCCCGUCAGGAGUAUGGAAUUACACAGUAUGUGAGAAAAUGUAGAAAGGUGUUGUGAAAUAAAUAAUUUAAGAGUGGAAGUGCCUUAUUAUUUACAUAUUGCUGAUAACAAUUUGUAAAAGCCAAAGAUUUCAGCACGAUGGCUUCCUGAGAUGGGUCCUAAAGAAUGUUAAAGAUUUAGACAAUGUCACAUUGCUUUUUGCAAUUGAGCUAUUGGUUUGAUACACAAAGUAAGGCCCUUAGUGGUUCAAGAUUUUUGUAUUUAAAUAAUGGAAUUCCUAAUGGCGUGAAAUAAAUCUGUGCAUGGGCCUAAUUAAAAAAAAUAAAAACAAUGAAAACUUUUUUUUUGGCCCAUAAAAAGCUAAUCAAAUUAAUAAAUCAGUUGAUUUCAGCUAUAUUUUUAUUGCCUAAUAUUGGCCCAGUGUGCUCUAAAUACUUGAAAUUAAGUAUAUUUUGCAGAAGUGGAUCAAAUUCACAGAAAAUACCAAAAAUAAUAAAAAAAAUCUAUUUUAAUUUGAAACGCAACACGAAUGACCCGUGAACCUUACACUGUGAACUGGAAGGAAACUUUCUAUUAAAUUAAUACAGUUGUUUAUAUUCAUUCCAUAUCAACUCAUAAAACAAUAUAUAACUUAUUUAAUGUCGGAUGUCUGAAAAUGCUUAUUUAUAGAGUGAUAACAGUGUAAAGAUAUAUACAUUAACAUUGUUAUUUGUCGAGUGUACUUAUUUCAGGGUCUUCUUAUUGCAAUACAACAUAUGUAACAAUUUUAUUGUUAUUCUGU